Molecule: messenger RNA, 3495 nt
Organism: Aureobasidium namibiae CBS 147.97
Lineage: Eukaryota; Fungi; Ascomycota; Dothideomycetes; Dothideales; Saccotheciaceae
Exons: 3
Biological process (GO): regulation of ARF protein signal transduction
Molecular function (GO): guanyl-nucleotide exchange factor activity
Source: RefSeq, a predicted model, not a curated record
GCUACCGCUCGCUUUAGCAUGCUGCGAUGGAGGCAUUUCUCCGACGGUCAGCUCUCGGCCAAGGCAAAGCUACAUGCUGAUUCCAACAAAACUCCUCCGGUCCCCCAAGUUCCGCUGCAGCAUCAGUCGCAAACACCUGUUCCAAACCCUCAAAUCAUCACCACCGCCCCCACCAUGGAUGAACACAAUCACCCUGUCCACCGCCCGAGGAAAUCAAAGAGUCCGUUCAAGCGCCAGAUCUCGAAACUCAGCCCGUCGAAACAACGUCGAGAAUCCACCGAAGACCAUCGACCAUGGCGCAGAGGCCGCUCUGUAGACAUCGACCGCCUGGUGCCCGACGCUGUCGCACCUCCACCUUACGGUGACGAAUCCAGCUCGGCUCUGGCAUUGCCUAUCACUCGCUUAUCGGACUCGUCAGGAGAACAACGAAGCUCUGGAGAACAUGUCACCUAUGCUACGACCACCACCACUCAUACCAUCUCCACCACUACAACCCUGUUCAAACUACCACGCCGUAAAAAGAAGGAAAAGUCGUUGUUCCCCUUACCUGAAAGACAGCGACGACCUCCGCCUCUGAGUGCUUUGCAACGACGCCAUACCGAGGCUUCACGCCCGCGCUUGUUCCUAUCCUCUUCACCCGCUCCCGCUCAACUUGCACAGUCGUCUAUUGCAGCUCUUGCUGGUCAUGGAGGUGCUCCUUUGUUCCGGAAUGACUCGAGAAACUCUGUUCAUUCAAACGGUUCUUCACCAAUACUCCACCCUCCACGUCGAUUCGGUCUGCGAGAUAGGUCUUCAACCGUAAGUUCGUUUGGACGCAGAUCAGAAGAUCGCACCCCUCCUACGCCACCUAUGUCAUCCAGCGCUCGCAACUCGACCUCAACUGCAGGACGAACUAGUCUGGGUGGGCUUCUCGGUUUCAAUCGUUUUCGACACAACUCAGAUCUUCGAGAUCGCAACUCUUCACCUGGAUUCCACUCGAAAUCAAACUCGUUGUCCCCAAGCGUUCAUGAAACUCUGGUCAUACCGGAUCGCGAAGAUGGCGACACUCCAGGAAAAUACCUGGAGCGACUGCAGGCUGCUGUGUCACGGAGUCUUAUUGCUGGCAUAUUAUCAAAGUCAUCCGAUCCGUUCGCUCAAGCUGUUCUGCGAAGUUACUGUCGCAAGUUCUCUUUCUUCGGAGAGCCCAUCGAUAUGUCGUUGCGCAAGUUCCUCCUGGAAGCGGAACUGCCAAAGGAAACCCAGCAAGUGGAUCGGGUCAUACAAGCGCUUGCUGACCGGUACCACGAAUGUAAUCCUGGCAUUUUCAUGUCGCCUGAUCAAGCUUAUAUCGUCGCUUUUUCGUUGAUGAUGCUGCAUACUGAUGCCUUUAACAAGAACAACAAGCGGAAGAUGCAGAAACAUGACUACAUCAAGAAUACUAGUGGCCAGAAUGUCUCGGACGAUGUACUGGGUUGCUUCUAUGACAAUAUUUGCUACACUCCCUUUAUCCAUUUCGAGGAAGAAGUGGACAUCAACGGAGAACGCCUGCUGACUUUCAAGCCGAAGAAAAGCAAGCUCCGGGGUAGCAUACCCGAUCCUGGAAGGAAGAACAGCGGACCCAUCGAUCCAUACGCGUUGAUCUGCGAUGGCAAGUUGGAUACUCUUCGCCCUCCGAUCAAGGAGUCGAUCACCAUGGAAGACCCUUACAGUUACUUGGGCACCGCAAACUUCUUCGAUAUGAAGAAACUGCAGAAGGCUUUCGUGAACACCGCGGUUCUCCAGAUCAUAUCUGCUCGUUCUAGACCUGCUGCUUUUGAAUCACAAGCUACUCGCGAUAAUCCCAGCGAAUCGGCCAUAGGCUUGGUAGAUCUCAAGGUCACAAAAGUUGGUGUCUUGUGGCGAAAGUCAACGAAGCGCAAGAAGACACGAUCUCCUUGGCAGGAGUGGGGUGCUCUUUUGACAGGAUCUCAACUUUAUCUCUUCAAGAACGUUGCUUGGGUGAAGGGAUUGAUGACACAAUACCACGCGCAUGUGAAGCAAGAAGGUACCAACACGCCUGUCAUUUUCAAACCACCAAUCCAGGAUUUUAAGCCAGAUGCCCUUAUCAAGACUGACGACGCUGUUGCUUUGCUUGAUCGUAGCUACUCAAAGCACAAGGACGCCUUCACCUUGGUUCGACAUGGUGGCCAGGAGGAAGUUCUACUUGCCGAGAACGAGUCCGAAGUCAACGACUGGAUUGCCCUAAUCAACUAUGCUGCAGCUUUUAGAUCUGCCGGUGUCAGGAUUAGAGGGUUCAUUGGCGGAACGGAUACAGAUGUCACGGUCAAUAGCCGUGGCAGACUCAACUCUACAGCGUCUGUCGAUUCGUCGGUUAAUGCAUCCAUUGGUUCUGCUCUGGGUUCGACCGUUACACAUGACGGACAAAUUACUGUUGAGAAGAGGGAUCUGACUCCACAGCUUGUGAGGCAGGUGCUGGCUGCGCGUCGACAGAUCAUGUUGCAGACCAUAGUAGAAUCGGAGAGAGAGGUGACUGAUGCGAUCAGAAAUCUCGAGAACAUGAUGCGCAACGCUCGACAUCUGCUGAUCCUUGCUCCUAUCCAGCCCAAGACAAGAGAAGAUGUGUGUCACGCGACCGCACGCAUGGAUGCCAAUUUGAAAUGGAUAAGACGCGACAUCUGGCGAACCAAGUGCCACAGAGAUAUUUUAUCGCUGGACCUGCAAGAAGAUGGUGACAUAUUCGACAGCAAGUUACCAGCGCCGAUGCCGAACAUUCGCAAGACUAGUGGCUUGCAAAAGACAGUCCCAACCAUAAACUCCGUCGUGAGCCAACAAACAAGCCUCCCAUCGCCAGCCCAUUCGCCUCGACUAGAUAACGGGGAUGGCAAGGUUGAGGGCGUCUUCAACAGAGAUGUUUUCAAAACACCACCUGAACAUGCCCUCAGAUUUGGGGACGCUUGGCAAAUGCCUGCGAGUCCACUGGACCUCAACAGCCCGCAUCAGGUUCGUCGACCUUCGACUACCAGUACUGUGCAGUCCGUCAUCCGCAAGCACAGUGUCGCUGGUUUGUCUGUCGCUUCCAGCGUACACGAUGGAGAUAAGCACCUCUCGUCCGCCGCCUCCGACGGCGCUUCUCGCAAUGGCCGCUUGACACCCACGCGAAGCUACGAUAGUCGUGAUCAUGAAGCAGCCCUUCUUGCACGGGACGCUCUGGUACCAUCGGCGACCCCUGUCACGCAUACUUCGGCUGGACUUCCCGAAUCAUCAAAUGCAACCCCAGAAAGCGCAUCCAAGAUCAAGAGCGGAAGAAGAAGCCUGCAUCGCACGCUGAGGGAAGGUCGUUCGGACACAUCCGCCUCCCAACGUCACCGGAGAGGCAAGGAAAGCGCCAGUACCAUUCGCUCGGACGGAAGCCGUGGUGAUGACCUUGUUGAGUCUGCUCCAGGAUUGGAAAGAAAGGCAGCCAGAUUCAUGGUUCAUGGCAAGCAAGCUUCUGUCGUUACCUUUGGUGCGGACUGG